CUCCAGAAUUAAAGUUGGGACAGUCGCGCUCCGGGGAUGGGUGCGAGCCAACGCCUCUGCAGCCGGCUCGCUCUGCUCCCUCCCCAGGUCGCCCGGAGCCCGCGCCCCCGCCCGUCCGCCCAGGAGGGAUGCUGCUCCGGCAGCUGCUGGGGCUGCUCCGCCGCUGCUGGCCCUCCCUGCUGCUGCACUGUGCCCUCCACCCGCUCUGGGGGUCCCUCCAGAUCACUCAGGGUGAGCCCCAGAAGUCAUGUUCCAAGCCUGUAGCAGAGAAAUUUACAGAGAGCUGCCAGGAAAUUUGCCAGUGCAGGCCACCUCCACUGUUACCACCGCCUCCUCCACCUCCGCCGCCCCCGAGGUUGCUAGCGGUGCCAACUCCCAAGUCUACCUUUUGUCCCACUGAAGAGACCUGGUGGCCAGGCCUGGUUAUUAUCAUUGCAGUAUGCUGUGCCACACUAGUGUUCCUCUUUGUAGUUGUCAUCAUUUGCUACAAAGCCAUAAAAAGGAAACCGAUGAGAAAAGAAGAGAACGGAACCAGUCGGUCCGAAUAUGCAAUGACCUCCUCCCAAAACAACAAAACAGUUGAUAACAAUGCGGUUGUAUAAUCCCCGAAACCCCACCAAGGCGCAGGAGGUGGUAAACUUUCAAAGCACACACAUGGAGUAUGCAAGGUGGGUGAACUGAGGCAACAAGGGGAGCUGUGUGGCCAAGGACAUCAUUGCAGAAACAGCGCACGCAUCAGUGAUCCAGAAGAGAAAAUCAGGCUGGUCUCCAGGCUUGCUGCUGCUCCACGGGAGGAUAAACUCACCCACCUGGGCUGCCCAGAGAAAAGGCCUCACAAAGGCAUAAGCUUUGCAUGCUGUGUCCCAUGAAAGUGAUGUUGCGAUGCCUCCCGCUUCCUCUUCUUCCUCUCUUCCCCUACUUCUACGUUUGAAUUGAGCGUCCCCAAAAAGCUUCUGAAGUGGGAUCUUUUGAGGAGAGGGUGAUCUGCCGGAGUGGCAGUAGUUUAUCAGAGAUGGGUCAGAGGGAGGCGUCUCCCUCUGGGAGGACACUUCCCUCUAAAUUGUAAGAGGUGUCACCUAUGUGCUUCUCCAGCCUGUGCAGUUACAUACGCUGAUGCUUCACUCUUUUCAUUCUUACUAUUUUGUUAUUAAAAAGGGAACAAAAGUUUCUGUUAAGCAAUCAAGCAAAAUUGGUCUGAAUUUGUGACUUAUCCCAGGAAAUUUGUCUGUGGUCUGAUGACUAUGCAGUUUUCAUGGCUGAAGAAAUUGAAAUGUAAGAUUUUUGCAGUUAGCAUUGCUAUUGAAAGAGAUGUUAUUAAGAUGUGCUUUAAACAUUAUUACUUCAUAAUCAGACUCAUUUUUUGCACCACACUUUUAUUUUAUCUUUGAAAAGGUUCCUUUGUGAAAUUCCGUGUUUGAAUCACGCUUGAUUCCCCAGGGAAACUCCUACAGGAAAGAAACAGUUUACAUCUUGGUGCGAGUAUUUGGGCAGGAUUGUGUUGAAAGGAUAAGCAGCCCUUUGAAAUUCUCUUCAUUCACUGGUUAGUGUUCCCUGAAAGUGUUGAGCCUCCUGAACUGAUGCACUGAGGACAUUGCAGGUCUGGCUUGUAGGAACCACUUUUGAGGUUGUGCCACAUUACCUCAGUCUCUGCCUCUCCUGAGCUGAGACUGACGGUGGUGCCAAGUUCAGCAUACAGUUCGGUAUACUUUCCAUGACAUGGAUUGCACACUAUUUAAAGCAAAUUUGAAUCUACCCAAAUUCAUUUCGCGUAGGAUCUCAGGUCAGACUCAGUAAGUAGUGCUUAGGAUAAAGGUGAUGAGACUAGUUGAGAUGCUGGUCUUCCCCUACCUCCUGAAAACUUUCCUUUGUGUCGCACCUCCGCGUGUAUGUCUCCAUUUUCCUCUGUGCUGAAAACAGUGAUGCAGUCAAAGACAAAUUUACACCCUGGCUUCUUGUCUGGACAUAAAACUUUGGUACCACUCGGUCUCCAUGUCUGUGGGUAUCUCCCAGGCACCAGCGCAGUCUCGCACCAGGACCUGGCUGCCCCCCAGCUGUGUUGUCCCUCAGUACUGCAGCACUCCAAUACUUUCAGAUUUAUGCAAGGAUGUGCCUGAACUGCAGAAAUCAGACCUUGAUUUUGAGCGCAUCCCGGCCUGUGGGUAAUCUGUUCCUGGGAUGCAGUUUGGUGUGACGGUAGAGGAAGACGAUAUUCUGCAGAUCUUCCCGAAAAAAGCUCUGGAAUGUUCAAAUCUGCAGUCUCAGCUCAGGCCCAUCUGCAGUUUUCUAUCACCUAUCAAACAAUAGGGUGUAUGUAAAUAUAACUACCUUUUCAAUUAUAAAAUGAAAUGCUGCUAUGUAUUGCUCUUGAGAAAUUUAUGUAGUUAUUCAUUUAGCUUUUUAGUCUGUUAUCACUAUGUUGAAGUUUAACUGCAUAAAUUAAUUUUUUAAAGCUAGACUUUCUUGGGAAGUGAAAGCAAUUGCAAAAGUGAAAGGAGGCAAGUGGCCCUUUGACCACAGGUAUGAUCAUUCCCAGCCACGUUAAUGUUGUGUGCUUGCACAAGACACAGUGAUUUAUUCUUAGAUCCAAAGUGGGAUAAAAAUGACAGAAUUUACAAUUUAAGUCUAGUAUCCCAAAUGUUGAUUGCCAAAAGCACUUAGACCCUUAAUACUAUAAUAAAAAUAUUGCAAGUAUAUUUCUAGAAUAUUUUUAAGCUAUAACAUUUAUUUUCAUGUAGUUACCUAUGUUUGCCUUUCUUUUUUUAUUCCAGUUGUUUCAGCCUAAAUGUGGAAAUGUGGCAUAGUUUGAGACUGGUUGCAUGUUUAUCUGAGAGUAUAAAGUAUGAAUGCGGGUCAGUUUAGCAUAAUGUGGGCUCAGGAUUAGCACUUUUUCCUAAAGGUUGUUGAUUUUAUUUGUUUCCUAAUGCAGCUUUAAAGGCAUGUUCUGUAAGAUCAAAAUUGCAAAAAGGAUUUGUAGGUCAUUAUGUCCAUCAAAAUAUGUCUGUUUUUGCAAAAAAACGAGUAAAAAGAGAUGGUCACCAAACACUCUGAUUUUCAGUGAUACCAGUAGUAAAAUGUCCUCACUAGAGAAGAACCUGGUGCAUGACACAACCCACAAGCAAACCCAGUCCAGGCCUCAUGAAGACUCUUCAGGAGAACGUAAACUUUAAAAACUUCAUGGAGAGUGGAGAGGCAGGGCAUUGCAAGACACAGCACAUGCCACCUAGGAUCUCUUUCCAACUCUGCCACUUAGCUGCUGUUUACUAGCAAGUAAUUUUGCCUCUCUGUGCCUCAGUUUACCCAUCUGUAUAAUCAUGAUAAAAGUAGGUACCAGCUCUGUGGCAGUAUUUUGAGAGAAAUACAUGUGGCUUAUUUGCUAGGUGGAUGUACACUGCCGUUAUAUGAACAUGCUGAUAAAUAUAUGGGCACAUAAUUGCCAUAAAAGUUAUUGAGCAAACAUUCCUUAUGUGUUUUUAUAAUGUGUUGGCCACAGAAAAGCAGCAGCAGACGGGCUGAGAGCUGCUCUUCUGCUUGCCCAGACCCCUUGCUCAGCCCUCACAUCGCAGCAUGGCGGGGAGAGGUGGGAAAUCUUGCAGGGAGUAGUUCUGCCUUUAGAUUCCUGCCCAAGUACAAUUGGCUACAUUGCACCAAAGUGAUCUUGAGAAAAGUGCUUGGAAAAGUAUACUGGAAUGAGACAUAACUCUUCAGAAAAGGGAGGCUGUCACUGAGGAGUGAUUUCUGAGGCUUGCUGAUGGGGUUUAAGGUUGUGUUUGAUUCUCUAAAGACUACUUGCAAAGCUUAUAUAAGAGAGGCUUCUGUGCUUCCUUAUUGUACUAUAAUUAAAUACAAAGGGAAGGGAAUAGGUCAGACACAUAAGCGCUUCACUAAGCAGUGAUCCUGGAUCUGGGGAACUGGCAACCCAAAAUGCAGCUUUACAAGCAUUUUGAGUUCCCUUUUAGCCACUAAAACAUCAGAGGUAGAAAGGGCCUGCCUAGCUCUGUUCAUAAAGUAGUCAGAUCCCCAGCAGAUGUGAAGGUGGCCAGUUUCUACACAGAAGGUACUUGCUGUGCUCUGACCACCACGACACAAACUCAGCAAACUGCUGCCCUCAGUCUGAGGGAGAGCAGCAGCUCCAAAUCUCUUCUCAAGGAUCACCACUAGCAGGGAAUGCAUCUUAAGGGCCUGAGCUGCAAAGUGUUGAGUUUCCUCAUUCCUCACAAGACGGGAAGGUGAAGCUGAAGCCCCAGCCCUGCUGCCCUUCCUGUCCUGCACCUGACACAGCCGUGUGCCCAGGGAAGCAUUUCUGCCUUGGACAGAUGCUGCAAAAACAGACAUGGAAAGAAAGGGGAAAGUUCUACGAAGUAUAAAAUAUAAAUAUACUAUAUAUAUCUAUACAGAGACCUAAUUGUCCAGUCUUGCACGCCGUAUGGUCACAGCAGGUGGAAUAAGUGUGGGCACCCUGCUCCAACCAGGUCAUGACCAUAGAUGCUGCCAAGCAAUGGAGAAUCAGGCCUGUGGUAGAUAUGUAUUUACAAUACUCCCUGCACUUGUACAAACAAAAAUAUUAUUAUUUUAAACUGCAAAAUAGUGUGUUUAAAUCAAUGCAUGAAUGUAAAUAUUCUAAGAUCUGCCUUCUUGACUGUGUACCACAUGUACAGAUGAAAACAAAUAUUGUUUAUAGGAAAUCUGUAUCAGUGGUUAAAUGACUAAAGAGAAAAAAAAAAUCAGAGUUAAUGUUGUCAUGUUUCUCAAACAAGCCAUUAAUGUAUAUUUAGUAUUUAAGGAUAUUGCUCAAUAAGUAUGUUCUGUACCAAAAACCGUGUUGCAUAUACAGAUUGUGCAGUACCCUAUUUUAAAAAGGCACCAUAAUUAAUUUUUAUUUUAAAUAAAAAUGUACUUGU
This is a messenger RNA of Hirundo rustica (Barn swallow), 4898 nucleotides long. RefSeq names its product proline rich membrane anchor 1 (gene PRIMA1). The coding region runs from base 129 to 602 and encodes 157 amino acids. The record is from RefSeq and is a predicted model, not a curated record. Lineage: Eukaryota; Metazoa; Chordata; Aves; Passeriformes; Hirundinidae. The transcript is spliced from 4 exons.